This is a messenger RNA of Melopsittacus undulatus (budgerigar), 2382 nucleotides long. It is a transcript of the gene EXOC7, whose product is annotated as exocyst complex component 7. Gene Ontology annotation, biological process: exocytosis. The transcript is spliced from 21 exons. Gene Ontology annotation, molecular function: phosphatidylinositol-4,5-bisphosphate binding. NCBI's taxonomy places the organism in Eukaryota, Metazoa, Chordata, Aves, Psittaciformes, Psittaculidae. Gene Ontology annotation, cellular component: exocyst. The record is from RefSeq and is a predicted model, not a curated record. Bases 111 to 2246 code for a protein of 711 amino acids.
UCUCCGCGCAGGCGCAGGGCUGGCCUCGCCGCUCCCAAGAUGGCGGCCCGGCAGUGACAGGGGGUAGAGGAGGCUGUGAGCAGCGGUAGCGGGCGGCGGAGCGCGGCAGCAUGAUCCCCACCGAGGAGGUGUCGGCCCGCAGGAAGGAGAUCGAGUACAAGCUGAAGCAGGAAGAAUUAACUCUGUCCUUCAUCAAAGACAGCCUUGAGAAGAGUGACCAGCUCACAAAGAACAUGGUUGCUAUCCUCUCCUCCUUUGAAAGUCGUUUGAUGAAGCUGGAGAACUCCAUCAUCCCAGUCUAUAAACAGACAGAGAACCUGCAGCGCUUGCAGGAGAAUGUGGAGAAGACCCUGUCCUGCUUGGAUCAUGUCAUCAGUUACUACCAUGUGGCUAAAGACACAGAGAAGAUCAUAAAGGAAGGCCCUACUGGGAGGCUGGAGGAAUACUUGAAUUGCAUGGACAAAAUCCAGAAGGCAGUGGAAUACUUCCAGGACAACAAUCCUGACAGCCCAGAGCUGAACCGUGUGAAAUCCCUCUUUGAGAGGGGCAAGGAGUCCCUGGAGUCAGAGUUCCGCAGCCUGAUGACACGACACACCAAGCCAGUGCCACCCAUCCUCAUCUUGGACCUUAUCAGUGGGGAUGAUGACAUGGAGCCCCAGGAGGAGAUGUUUUUGGAGCACCUCCCGGAAGGUGUCCUGCAUGAUAUCAUCCGCAUUUCUGGAUGGCUGGUGGAAAAUGGCAGGAAUCAAGAUUUCAUGACAGUUUACUUCCAAAUCCGCUCGGUCCAACUGGACCGCUCCAUCAAGGGGCUGAAGGACCAUUUCCGUAAGAACAGCUCCUCCACAGGGGUUCCCUAUUCCCCUGCCAUCCAGAACAAAAGGAAGGACACUCCCACCAAGAAGCCAGUUAAGAGACCAGUCCUCAUCCCAGGCACGAUCCGUAAGGCUCAGAACCUUCUGAAACAGUACUCUCAGCAUGGUCUAGAUGGGAAAAAGGGGGCCUCUAACCUCAUUCCUAUGGAAGGUCAUGAGCAUGACUUACGGGUUAAACACCUUUCCGAUGCCCUGAGCGACAAGCAUGGGCCAGCUGCGGGGAGGGACGACGUCUUUGACAUCGAGAUUGACGCGUACAUUCACUGUGUUAGUGCCUUUGUCAAACUAGCCCAGAGCGAGUACCAGCUCCUGACAGACAUCGUCCCUGAGCACCACCAGAAGAAGACCUUUGAUUCCCUCAUCCAGGAGUCACUGGAUAACUUGAUCAUGGAGGGGGAUAAUAUUGUCUCAGCUGCCCGCAAAGCCAUCAUCCGACACGACUAUUCAGCUGUGCUCACAAUCUUCCCCAUCCUCAAGCAUCUGAAGCAGAUGAAGCCAGAGUUUGACCAGGUCUUGCAGGGAACUGCGGCAGGCACCAAGAACAAACUGCCAGGGCUGAUCACUUCCAUGGAGACCACUGGUGCGAAGGCACUGGAAGAGUUUGCAGACAACAUUAAGAAUGAUCCGGACAAGGAAUACAACAUGCCAAAAGAUGGGACAGUUCAUGAACUCACCAGCAAUGCCAUCCUUUUCCUCCAGCAAUUGUUGGAUUUCCAGGAGACAGCAGGUGCCAUGCUGGCAUCACAAGAGACCAGCUCUUCAGCUAGUAGUUACAGCUCGGAGUUCAGCAGGCGGCUGCUGAGCACCUACAUCUGCAAAGUGCUGGGCAACUUGCAGCUUAAUCUUCUCAGUAAAUCCAAGGUUUAUGAAGACCCAGCUUUGAGUGCUAUUUUCCUGCACAACAACUACAAUUACAUUCUGAAAUCUCUGGAAAAAUCUGAGCUGAUCCAGUUGGUAGCUGUGACACAGAAGACAGCUGAGAGGUCUUAUCGAGAGCUCAUUGAGCAGCAGAUCCAGACCUACCAGCGCAGCUGGCUGAAGGUGACAGACUAUAUCUUGGAGAGAAACCUGCCUGUCUUUCAACCAGGAGUGAAGCUCAAGGAUAAGGAAAGGCAGAUGAUAAAGGAGCGCUUUAAGGGAUUUAAUGACGGGCUGGAGGAGCUGUGUAAGAUCCAGAAGGCCUGGGCAAUUCCAGAUAUGGAGCAACGGGACAAAAUCCGCCGGGCACAGAAAACCAUUGUGAAAGAGACCUAUGGUGCCUUCUUGAACAGAUAUGGCAACGUGCCCUUCACCAAGAACCCUGAGAAGUACAUCAAAUACCAGGUUGACCAGGUUGGGGAGAUGAUUGAGAAGCUGUUUGACACCUCAGCAUGAAUCUCUAGCCGGCAUAUACAAGUCAGCACACUCUCAGCAGCCUUUGGGACACCCUUUGCUCCCCCCCUGCCCCAUUGUGGUGGGCAGGUUGUUAUACUUGUAUUUAUCAGAUUUAUAAACUCAUGGAAGCACUCCC